This is a messenger RNA of Thrips palmi, 1366 nucleotides long. RefSeq lists its product as uncharacterized. NCBI's taxonomy places the organism in Eukaryota, Metazoa, Arthropoda, Insecta, Thysanoptera, Thripidae. The transcript is spliced from 2 exons. The record is from RefSeq and is a predicted model, not a curated record. The coding region runs from base 43 to 426 and encodes 127 amino acids.
CUGGAGAGGAGAGGCAGUGUUCCACUUGCGUCCGGGAUAGCCAUGUCUUGGCGCCGUGCUACCGCCCUCCUGGUGCUCGUGGGCGUGCUGCCGCUGCUGCUGCCGCUGCUGGGCGCGGCCACGGCCUCUGCGGCGCCCUCCUUGUCCGCGGACGGUGCGGGCGGACCGGGCGCGGCGCGCGCGGCCAGGGCGAGGGCCGUGGCCGGUGGCGGCGGGGCCAGCGGCGUCGUCCCGCGGAUGCGCCGGUUCCCCUUCCUGCUGCCGCAGGUGCCCCUCGACGUGCUGGACGACGACGAGGAGUCGCUGUUCGAGGCCAACAAGCGCCAGAUGUCGGACGACUACGGCCACAUGCGCUUCGGGAAGCGGGGCGGCGAGAACGACUUCGCCGAGUACGGCCACAUGCGGUUCGGCAGGGCCGCCGCGUAGUCCACGCGACUACCGCGCGAUGGAGUGAGAGGGACAGGCACACGGCGCGGAGCGGACGGCGAGGGUCUCGCGUCCAAGAGCACCGGCUGGCACUCUGGACGCCCCUGCCACGCCCCACCCACACCACCGGUGAAAACCAGCCCUGUGCGUUUGGGUCAAUAAACGUGUUUUCGCGCACUCCAACCCCGGUGUCAGCGCCGUCAUUCAUCCCCUUUGCUUCUCAGUCUCAAUCACACGCCGUUCAGCAUUCUCUGUCCUCAAAUGGGAACGUAAAAAAAAAAGCCAUUUUGUCUAGUAGUAUUUAUUUGUUGUCAUGAACAGAUCACAGUUUCUGUCUUAUGUGUAUCUUUUAUAAAUGAAAUAUUUGCCAAUAGUACAAGUACGAAUACAAAUUACUGAAACCUAAAAUAUAACAGUUUAAUAUAAUAGUUUUUUUCUGUAAAACUAUGUAAUGUAACAGAAGGCUGAUAAACUGAAAAUGAAACAAAGAUACACUUCAUAUAUGCACACAUUCAGGCUUCUGAAUGUCUGGAAAACUGGCCAAGGAGUAAAAUGUACAAUUUUUGACCAAACUAUAAUAACAUUUGGUGUCACUUGUCACCCAUAUUAGACACAUUUUUCAAAUAAUAUUAAUAUUUUAGAAGAGAGGAGCAGUACUUGCUUAUGACAAACAUCAAUAGUAAACAAAACAUAGCUAUUGACGUUAUAUCAAAUAAAAUCAUUUUCAAUAUCAUGGAAAAUGAACACACCAUCACAAUUGGUGCUACCACAAGAUGUGUACAGAACACACCACUUAUUAGAGAAAUGAGGAACGUACAAAACUGAAGACAAUGCUGAUAUGGGGUUAACAAGAUGCAGAAUUUGUUGCGAUGUGCGAUGACGUAUUAACACAUAGGCUGGAGUCCUGGAGGAAAAGUGCUCCAGUGUCUUGAUUGGUUCU